AUGGCAGUCAGAUUCACAGAGUUCCUGGAACCCUUUGAGAGAGUGAUCCAGCCAGAGGAGCUGUGGCUCUACAAAAACCCCUUGGUGGAGUCGGACCACAUCCCCAAGAGGGUAAUGUUCGCGAUGUCAUUUCUCACUCCGUUGGCUGUGAUAUUUGUGGUGAAGAUCAUUCGGCGGACAGAUAAGACAGAAAUCAAGGAGGCGUGUCUUGCUGUCUCACUUGCUCUGGCUUUGAAUGGAGUCUUCACAAACACUAUCAAGUUGAUAGUUGGCAGACCCAGGCCAGACUACUUCCAGCGCUGUUUCCCAGAUGGACAGGUGAAUGUUACAAUGCUGUGCACCGGAGAACCAGACCUGGUGUCAGAGGGACGCAAGAGUUUCCCCAGCAGCCACUCCUCCUUUGCAUUCUCUGGCUUGGGCUUCACCUCCUUCUACCUGGCUGGGAAGCUGCAGUGCUUCACAGACCGGGGCCGCGGGUGCAGCUGGCGUCUGUGUGCCAUGUUGCUGCCCCUCUACAGCGCUGUGAUGAUCGCCCUGUCCCGCACCUGCGACUACAAACACCACUGGCAAGAUGCCUUUGUUGGAGGGGUGAUCGGCCUGCUUUUUGCCUACAUCUGCUACCGGCAGCACUACCCCCCGUUCCUGCACAUGGACUGCCACCUGCCGUAUGCCAGUCUGGCCAAAGCCCCCCACCUCAUCUCUGCCCAGGGUGAUCCCCUGGUCCUGCCGACCGAGAACGCCACCAGCCUGCCUCUGAAGGGGCUGACGGAGGGGCCUGUAUAACUCCUGCCAACCCCUACCUCCAGACCCAGUCUCUAACCCCACCAUCACCCCAAGACCACUCAACCCGCUCCCCCUCUCACUAACUCUAGACUGACUAGCUAGUACUUACAUAUACCAGUGGACAGAACUGUACACCUCUCGCUCUCUCAAUAUUUCUCCUUGUCUCUCACCUCCCUCCACCCUCGCCCUUUGUUUGUUUUGCCUGCCGGAAUCAGCACCUU
Coregonus clupeaformis (lake whitefish) is the source of this 1004-nucleotide messenger RNA. Its product is annotated as phospholipid phosphatase 4-like. Bases 1 to 783 code for a protein of 260 amino acids. The record is from RefSeq and is a predicted model, not a curated record. Lineage: Eukaryota; Metazoa; Chordata; Actinopteri; Salmoniformes; Salmonidae. Gene Ontology annotation, molecular function: phosphatidate phosphatase activity. The transcript is spliced from 7 exons. Gene Ontology annotation, biological process: phospholipid metabolic process.